Messenger RNA from Rotaria sp. Silwood2, 417 nucleotides. The record is from the annotation of a GenBank genome assembly. Lineage: Eukaryota; Metazoa; Rotifera; Eurotatoria; Philodinida; Philodinidae.
AUGCGACGUUUUCUUCUUGGUACAAAUUGUCCUAAUUUAAGUGGACUUGAAUUGCACGUCAGUUUGAGUAGUUUCACUAAUUGUCUUUAUUUACUUGAUGAACAUUUCAAUCAACUACGUACAUUUUAUAUUAAUAUUUCUACAAUUACUUCACGUUUAAAAGUCAAUAAUAAAGGAUUAUUUGGAUGUGUUCGUGAAAUAUCAUUAUUUGAUGAACGAUCUUUUGAAUAUGAAUUUUUUCUUCGUAUUGCUCAAUCAUUUCCAUUGAUCGGAGAAUUAACUUUAAUUAAUGAAAAACUACAAAAGCAUAAACAAUGUAGAAAAUCAAAAGAUGAUGAGCAAGAUAUCUCGAUUGUUAAAUAUCCUCAUCUUACUUAUCUUAAUCUAUAUGGAAUUCAUGAGGAUUAUAUCGAAUAA